Messenger RNA from Orcinus orca (killer whale), 2021 nucleotides. It is a transcript of the gene MBOAT4, whose product is annotated as membrane bound O-acyltransferase domain containing 4. Gene Ontology annotation, cellular component: endoplasmic reticulum membrane. The record is from RefSeq and is a predicted model, not a curated record. The transcript is spliced from 3 exons. Gene Ontology annotation, molecular function: serine O-acyltransferase activity. NCBI's taxonomy places the organism in Eukaryota, Metazoa, Chordata, Mammalia, Artiodactyla, Delphinidae. Gene Ontology annotation, biological process: peptidyl-serine octanoylation; lipid modification. The coding region runs from base 78 to 1394 and encodes 438 amino acids.
AAAGAGAACCUGGUUGAGAUUUCCAGGAAAGCAUCCGUUAAGGAUUCUGGAAAGGACAGUAUCUUUUGUUCCAGUUCAUGAUGGAUUGGCUUCAGCUGUUCUUCCUCCAUCCUGUAUCACUUUAUCAAGGGGCUGCUUUUCCUUUUGCGCUUCUCUUUAAUUAUCUCUGCAUUAUGGAUUCAUUUUCCACUCAUGCCAGGUACCUGUUCCUCCUGGUGGUAGGAGGAGCCCUGGCAGUAGCCGCCAUGGGUUCCUUCGCUGUGCUGGUCUUCAUCCCCGCUCUGUGCACCGUGGUCCUGAUCUACUCGCUGGGCCCCCAGGACGUCCACAGGCUGACUUUCCUCUUUCAGAUGAGCUGGCAGACGCUGUGCCACCUGGGUCUGCACUAUACGGAGUAUUAUCUGCAAGAAGCUCCUUCCACGAGGUUCUGCGUCACUCUUUCUUCCCUCAUGCUCUUGACCCAGAGGGUCACAUCCCUGUCUCUGGACAUUCGUGAGGGGAAAGUGGCAGCAGCAGCAGCAGGAGGAGGCAUCAGGAACAGGAGCUCUUUGUCUGAGCGUCUGUGGGGAGCUCUGCCCUAUUUCAGCUACUUGCUUUUUUUCCCUGCUCUCCUAGGAGGCCCCCUGUGUUCCUUCCAGAGAUUUCAGGCUCGUGUUCAAGGGCCCAGCAGUUUGUAUCCCAGGCACUCUUUCUGGGCUCUGACCCGGAGGGGUCUGCAGAUUCUGGGACUAGAGUGUCUGAAGGUCGUGGUGAGGCGGGCGGUGAGCGCAGGGGCAGGACUGACGGACUGCCGGCAACUGCAGUGCGUCUAUGUCACGUGGUCCACUGCCGGGCUCCUCAAACUCACCUACUACUCCCACUGGCUCCUGGAUGACUCCCUCCUCUACGCAGCGGGCUUUGGAUCUGAGUUUGGUCAGAGCCCCGGUGAGGAGGGAUACAUCCCUGAUGCGGACAUUUGGACGCUGGAAACAACCCACAGGAUAGCUCUGUUCACCAGAAAGUGGAACCAGAGCACAGCUCGGUGGCUCCGACGCCUCGUUUUCCAGCAGGGCAGGACCUGGCCCUUGUUGCAGACGUUCGUCUUCUCGGCUUGGUGGCACGGACUCCACCCGGGACAGGUGUUUGGUUUCCUCUGCUGGGCUGUGAUGGUGGAAGCCGACUACCUGAUUCACACCUUUGCCAAUGUGUUCAUCAGAUCCGGGCCGAUGCGGGUGCUCUACAGAACUCUCACCUGGGCCCACACCCAGCUCAUCCUUGCCUACAUAAUGCUGGCCGUGGAGGUCCGGAGCCUCUCCUCUCUCUGGCUGCUGUGGAAUUCUUACAACAGCGUCUUUCCCACGGUGUAUUGUAUUUUGCUUUUUGUUUUAGCGAAGAGAAAGCAUAAAUUUAACUGACAUCUUUCCUCAACUUUCAUCUUAUACACCCGUGAAACAGACUUUAGAAAGUAUCAGAUGGCGCCUUGAAGAUGCAGGUGUUUGCACUUUUCCGUGAUAAAAGUUAUUUUUUUAAGUAUUGGAUGUAUGUACCUGGAGUAGUGUUGACUUACAAUGUUGUAUUAGUUUCAGGUAUACAGCAAAGUGAUUCAGUUAUACAUAUAUAUAUUCUUUUUCAGAUUCUUUUCCCAUAUAGGUUAUUACAAAAUAUUGAGUAGACUUCCCAAUGCUAGGCAGUAGGUCCUUGUUGUUUAUUUUACAUGUAAUAGUGUGUAUAUAUUACUCCCAAAUUCCUAUUCACCUUCCUUUUCAAUUACUUUGUAGUCUUGGUAUCUGGUUCCAAAAGUCUGUGGAAUGAAUAAAUGCUGAUGGUGGGCCAUGUAACGUUUCAGGUGGGAAUGCAAAACAUCAUAUGAGAUGUAGAGUAUUCGGUAUACUUUUCCCUUUCUUCCCAUCCAUGCAGAUAGCAGGUUCUAGGUUCACUGUCUCAGGACAGUAUGCCACAGGGAGAGAACACAUUGUGGAGAAAGGUUUAUCAGUAAUAAGAUUAUUCUACGUGUCUUUGAAUCAAAUCUAUUGUUAUAGGAA